GUCUGUAUGACUGAACACAAAGGACCAUGCCUCUUCCAGAAACCAUGUUUUGUGCUGAGCAGAUCAGAAUCCCCCCUGAAUUACCUAAUAUUCUGAAGGAAUUCACCAAAGCGGCUGUUAGGACUCAACCUCAUGAUGUUUUGCAGUGGUCAGCUGCGUAUUUUUCAGCGUUGUCAAAAGGUGAGACCCUUCCUGUGAAGGAGAGGCUGGAAAUGCCUUUAGCAAUAGAGAAAACGGAUGCUGUUUUGACCAAAGGACUCCUUAAAGUCUUGCACAAACAGCUUUCUCCCAAAGGCAUAGUGAAUGUUGUGGAACUGAAGGAGAAAUGGAAGCACUUGUGCUUGCCAGAGGAGCAGCUGGAAGCUAUCCUGCAGUUGGACAACUUCGGCAAAGAGGUGGAAUGGAUGAAGUUUCUGGCACUUGGGUGCAGCGUGCUUGGCAAGUCCUUGCUGAGUUCAGUGAAACAUGCCUGUGAAAUCUUAACAAAGGACCCAGAAGGUGGAGCAGCUUGCAUACCCUUCGAAACAUUCUCAUUUCUUUACUUGUAUUUGGCCAGUAUUGAUGGAGAGAUACCAAAGGAGGAAGUUGAAGUCUUCCUCCACAAAAUUAAAGAGGAAGCUGACAAGCAAUCUGGCAUGGUGCUGCUCAGAAACUUUUUGAGCCAGGCCUCAACACUGUUUUGAUCAAGCCCACUCUUCAUUAUUGGGUGACAGAAGAAAAGAAAAAGUAAGAAACAAAUGUGCAGAAAAAGAAUCUGUGUUUAAAGGACUAUUAUUUGCACAUCACAAUAAAAGACCCUCUCCUGGCACUUUC
Neopsephotus bourkii (Bourke's parrot) is the source of this 813-nucleotide messenger RNA. RefSeq names its product rhophilin associated tail protein 1 like (gene ROPN1L). The record is from RefSeq and is a predicted model, not a curated record. The transcript is spliced from 5 exons. The coding region runs from base 27 to 683 and encodes 218 amino acids. NCBI's taxonomy places the organism in Eukaryota, Metazoa, Chordata, Aves, Psittaciformes, Psittacidae.